Messenger RNA from Pan troglodytes (chimpanzee), 806 nucleotides. RefSeq names its product MIS18 kinetochore protein A (gene MIS18A). Gene Ontology annotation, cellular component: nucleus; chromatin; chromosome, centromeric region. The record is from RefSeq and is marked provisional. Gene Ontology annotation, biological process: CENP-A containing chromatin assembly; chromosome segregation. Lineage: Eukaryota; Metazoa; Chordata; Mammalia; Primates; Hominidae. The transcript is spliced from 5 exons. Bases 24 to 722 code for a protein of 232 amino acids.
GGGGCGCGGGCGAUUUGUAGUUAAUGGCAGGCGUUCGGUCACUGAGGUGUAGUAGAGGCUGUGCUGGCGGCUGUGAGUGCGGCGACAAGGGCAAAUGCCGCGACUCCUCGCUGUUGGGCAAGAGACUCUCCGAAGACUCGAGCCGCCACCAGCUGCUGCAGAAGUGGGCGAGCAUGUGGAGCUCCAUGAGCGAAGACGCGUCGGUGGCCGACAUGGAGAGGGCGCGGCUGGAGGAGGCGGCGGCUGCGGAGGAGAGGCCGCUGGUGUUCCUGUGCUCCGGCUGCCGGCGGCCGCUGGGCGACUCGCUGAGCUGGGUGGCCAGCCAGGAGGACACCAACUGCAUCCUGCUUCGCUGUGUUUCCUGUAAUGUUUCUGUGGAUAAGGAACAGAAGCUAUCCAAACGUGAAAAGGAAAAUGGUUGCGUCCUUGAGACUUUGUGCUGCGCGGGGUGCUCACUCAAUCUUGGCUACGUGUACAGAUGCACGCCCAAGAAUCUUGAUUACAAGAGAGACUUGUUUUGCCUCAGUGUUGAAGCCAUUGAAAGUUAUGUUUUAGGGUCCUCUGAAAAGCAAAUUGUGUCAGAAGAUAAAGAGCUUUUUAAUCUUGAAAGCAGAGUUGAAAUAGAAAAGUCUCUAACACAGAUGGAAGAUGUCUUGAAAGCAUUACAAAUGAAGCUGUGGGAGGCCGAAUCCAAAUUGUCCUUUGCCACUUGUAAAAGCUGAACUCUAGUCUGUGUCCUCCAUUCUGCCCCCGUCCUUCCUCCCCUUAUUUGUUAAAUGAAGCAACAUAGUGAGACGUCGUCUCUA